This is a messenger RNA of Hymenoscyphus albidus, 2403 nucleotides long. NCBI's taxonomy places the organism in Eukaryota, Fungi, Ascomycota, Leotiomycetes, Helotiales, Helotiaceae. The record is from the annotation of a GenBank genome assembly.
CUUGGAGCCAUCGUGACCAUCUAGAACUUACUCGUGUGCUUACUCGUGUGGUUGAUGAAGAUGAUAUAAAGACCAAUCAUCUUUCCGUUAUAUACCCUAGAAAUCAGUUCUUUUCUGUACUCGAAGACAGUCAAUUACUGUGGAAAUAAAAUGGUGCAAAUUGCAAAUACUUUCCGGUUGAUCUUGGGAUCCCUUCUUGCUGCUACUUUGGUCUCUGCAGUACCUACGGCAGAUACAGGAUCUCUGCUUGAAAGACAAUCAAAUGGCAGACUUGUCUUUGCUCAUUUCAUGGUAAGUUUUGCCUCACCUCUCGUUUCGUUCCCUAACAUAAACAUAGAUUGGCAUAGUAGGCGACCGCGCGAGCCCAGCCGAUUAUGACAACGACAUGCGCAGAGCCAAAGCUCUAGGAAUUGACGCCUUCGCUCUUAACAUUGGUACCGAGACUAACACCGACCAACAACUCAAUUACGCAUAUCAAUCUGCCGCCAACAAUGGGAUGAAAGUUUUCAUCUCGUUUGAUUUUGCUUUCUGGAGCACGGGUAAUGGUGCAGCUGUAGGGGCCAAAAUUGGUCAGUACGCAGGCUUACCGGCUCAAUUGUUUUAUCAGGGGAAGGCUUUUGCGAGUUCCUUCAUCGGAGAUGGAGUGGAUGUUGGGGCUUUGAGAAAUGCGGCUGGAAGAGAGGUGUUUUGGGUGCCGAAUUUCCAUCCCGGGCAGAGUAGCUUUGGGGCACUAGAUGGUGCCUUCAACUGGCAAGUAAGUUAUUUUCUAUGGUAAGAAUUCUGCUUUUGAUACAAUUCCUAAUUUUGAUAGGCGUGGGCAAGUAAUGGAAACAACAAAGCUCCUACACCAGGACAUACCGUUAGCGUUGCAGACGGUGAUGCGGCAUACAGAUCAGCUCUUGGUGGGAAACCAUAUCUUGCACGUAAGUUUUAACCCCAACGCUCUUUCUGCUGAGAAUUUUAAAUUUACAAACCAGCUGACCCUUUACAGCUGUGUCCCCAUGGUUCAACACUCAUUAUGGCCCGGUAAGUUUCCAUGGGCCAAAUUAUGCGUUUCUUUUGCGUUCCAAGAACUAAUAUAAUACAAACCUAGGAAGUUCCUUACAGCAAGAAUUGGGUAUUUCCUUCUGACCUUCUUUGGUACAACCGCUGGAACGAGAUUCUCACACUCGGCCCUCAAUUCUUGGAGAUCAUCUCAUGGAACGAUUACGGUGAGUCACAUUAUAUUGGCCCACUAUCAUCGCUUCAUUGGGAUGACGGAAAUUCGAAAUGGGUAAAUGAUAUGUGAGUUUCAUUCCCAAAAUUCUCUAGCAUCAAUUUCGAAGCUGAUAUUAUUUCAGGCCACACAAUGGUUGGGGAGACAUGGCAAAGCCAUUCAUCGCAGCUUAUAAAGCUGGAUCUCAAUCAGUAAACAAUUUCAUCACCAGCGAUCAGCUGGUCUAUUGGUACAGACCCACUCUGAAAUCACUCAACUGCGAUUCCACCGAUACAACAAUGUUACCCGCCAAUAACGACAGCGGCAACUACUUCCAAGGAAGACCCAACGGCUGGGAUUCCAUGUCCGACUCCAUCUUCGUUGUUUCUCUCCUCACAUCCCCUGGAGUCGUAACCGUAGUCUCAGGAGGCAACACAAGAACAUUCAAUGCUCCAGCCGGAGCUUCUGCUUUCCAAGUCGAUAUGCAAGUCGGCCAACAAGCAUUCUACUUGACCAGAGGAAGCAACACGGUCCUUAGUGCCGUCUCGCUCAAGAACGUCUCUCCAACUUGCAUCUGUGGUCUCUAUAACUUCAACGCUUACGUCGGUACCGUCCCAGCGGGUUCCCCAGAUCCAUUAGGACGCGAUGGCAUCGGUUCACUCACCGCUGGCCUGAGAGUCUCAACCUGUGCAGCAACACCAACUCUCUCCACCGUCCCGCCAUCAGCCACGAAUCCCCCUCCAACAACGACAGCUCCACCUACCACUACACCACCCCCUAACCCCGGACAGGUGAGUCCCACUUUUCCUUCUCCAGGUUCUCCUAUCCACCCCCAAAUAAGUCACAAGUUCAUACUGACACCAAUAUUUCGGAAACAGGUCUGCAUAGCAGGAAGAGGAGAUGGAAACUACGGCGGUCUCUGCAGUUUCUGUUGCAACUUUGGAUAUUGUCCUCCGGGUCCUUGUGUUUGCACAGCAACGGGCUCUCAGGUCCCGCCACCGCCUAAUACUGGGACUGUUGGUGUUCCGUUGCCGGGAGAGGAUGCUAGUUAUCUGGGGCUCUGUAGUUAUGCUUGUGAUCAUGGGUAUUGUCCUAAUACUGCUUGUAUGGUUAGAUGAGAGGUUAGGUAAGGUUUUGGGGUCGUGAAAUUUCAGGGUAACAAGAGUGGAGGUGGAGAGACAAGAAGGGCCAAAUUGUGGAUAUAUAUU